Prunus dulcis (almond) is the source of this 2195-nucleotide messenger RNA. Its product is annotated as MLO-like protein 4. The record is from RefSeq and is a predicted model, not a curated record. Gene Ontology annotation, biological process: defense response. The transcript is spliced from 16 exons. The coding region runs from base 380 to 1990 and encodes 536 amino acids. Gene Ontology annotation, cellular component: membrane. NCBI's taxonomy places the organism in Eukaryota, Viridiplantae, Streptophyta, Magnoliopsida, Rosales, Rosaceae.
GCAGCAAUUCCAAAGCAAUGGAAGGUGGGUUUGGUUAAAAAAUCACAACACUGACAAGAAACUAAUCGAUAAAUAUAAUAGAAAUAAACUAAGCUCCUGUGUCAAAAGAAGAAGAUCCUACUACUUAAAUUAUUGAAUUAUUGAAUUAUUCAAUUCAAACCCCCACAUCCAACUUCACUUAACAUUAAUAUAUUACAGAACAACGUGGUCUAGUUUCAUCUUACUAUUUCCCACUUCCCCAUUUCCUGGAUCUUUCCCUUUUUCUUUACUUUUUUCCACUUGGGUUCCAUUUUCUUGAGAAAGUUUCCAGCUUUCCAAGUAAGAAAGUUCAAAACUUUGAGAGUGUGAGAGUUGAUGGUUUCUUUUGUUGAUACGAAGAAUGGAGGCGGUGAUACAGCAACAAAGGUCCUUGGCCGAGACACCAACUUAUUCAGUGGCUUCGGUUGUUACGGUUAUGGUGUUUGUGUGCCUUCUGGUUGAAAGGUCAAUCUACAGAUUUGGAAGGUGGUUAAAGAAGACUAGGAGGAAAGCUCUAUUUGCUUCUCUGGAGAAAAUUAAGGAAGAGCUGAUGCUGCUCGGGCUAAUAUCUUUGUUGUUGGCGCAAUCAGCAAGCACCAAGGAGAAUGCCAUGCUAGAAAGUUCUUCUCCUAACAAGACUGAAAUUCCAAGAGGAUUAAUUAACUUUUCUCAUCAAUGUGGUGAGGGCCAUGAACCGUUUGUUUCAUACGAGGGACUGGAGCAGCUGCAUCGUUUCUUGUUUGUACUUGGGAUCACCCAUGUGUUGUAUAGUUGUUUGGCUGUUGCCUUGGCUAUGAGCAAGAUUUACAGUUGGAGGAAAUGGGAAAAUCUAGAUGGUCCAGUGGCUGAUGCCAAUUUGCAAGCAAAGAAAAACAAAGUCAUGACCCGGCAAUCCACCUUUAUUUUUCAUCACACAUCUCAUCCAUGGAGCAGGAAUCGGCUUCUGAUUUGGAUGCUCUGCUUUCUACGACAAUUUAAGAGUUCCAUACAGAGAUCUGAUUACUUGGCUCUGCGUUUGGGCUUCAUCAGUAAGCACAAACUUCCACUUUCUUAUAAUUUUCAUAAAUAUAUGGUCCGGAGUAUGGAAGAUGAAUUUCAGGGCAUUCUGGGUAUUAGCUGGCCACUUUGGGGAUAUGCCAUAGUGUGCAUUUUCGUAAAUAUUCAUGGUUUGAAUAUUUACUUUUGGCUUUCUUUCAUCCCUGCCAUUCUUGUCAUGCUGGUUGGAACAAAGCUCCAGCAUGUAGUCUCUUCCUUAGCACUUGAAAUUGUGGAACAAACAGGGCCAGCUACUGGGACUCAAGUAAAGCCACGUGAUGAUUUGUUUUGGUUUGGGAAACCGGUGAUACUACUGAGGUUGAUACAGUUCAUCAUAUUUCAGAAUGCAUUUGAGAUGGCAACUUUUCUCUGGUCCUUGUGGGGACUUGAGGAGAGAUCAUGCUUCAUGAAAAACCACUUAAUGAUAGUUAUCCGGUUGACCUCUGGUGUUCUUGUUCAGUUCUGGUGUAGCUACAGCACAGUGCCUCUGAACGUAAUUGUCACACAGAUGGGAUCACGGUGCAAGAAAGCUCUGGUUGCCGAGAGUGUCAGAGAUUCACUCCAUAGCUGGUGCAAGAGAGUAAAGGAGAGGUCUAGACGCGAUUCUGUGCAUUCGCAUGCUACAAGGUCAGUUUGUUCACUUGAUACGACAAUUGAUGCGAGAGAUGAAAUAACAGUUGCAUCUGGCACUUUGUCUCGGAGCUCUUCCUUGGAUUCACUCCAUCAAGUAACUGUAGCGUCAGCGGAACAGCCUGAAGCUGUUCUUGAGCCGUCUGAACCACCUCAACAUGAAUACUCAUUCCGAGUGGAAGAGUAUUUAUCUGAAUCGGUAAGAAUUAGUGCAUCACAACCUCCAACCAUCAGUGACGAAGAUGAUGAAGGCAAUGGAAUGGAAGAAAAGGUGGAUACUCUUUUAGAGUUGUUUCAGAAAACUUGAGUUCUUGGCUUCUCAAGCAAGAAUUCAAAGUAUUGUUUGACAACUCUUCUUUUUUGGCAUGGUUAAAUAGAAGUUAUCUCAGAUAAUUAGGUAGAUUAUAAUGCAGCUGAGUUCAAUGUACCACUUAAAGUUCAUGUUUGGAAUAGUGGCUGAACACUGGAUGUAUAUCCUGUUAAGCAAUGCUCAAACUCAUUUCCUUCCGCUA